Messenger RNA from Populus trichocarpa (black cottonwood), 1107 nucleotides. RefSeq lists its product as uncharacterized. The transcript is spliced from 4 exons. Lineage: Eukaryota; Viridiplantae; Streptophyta; Magnoliopsida; Malpighiales; Salicaceae. Bases 49 to 993 code for a protein of 314 amino acids. The record is from RefSeq and is a predicted model, not a curated record.
UAAAACAAUAAGAAUAAAAGGAGUAAAUAGAGUGAGCGAGAGACAGUGAUGAUGAGGCGACAGCCAGAAUUAGAGAGCGAGACGCUAGUGGAAGCGGCGCUAAGGGUACUUAACACAGGGGACCCAUUCGAGAAGGCAAAGCUAGGCGAUUUAGUGGCUUCUAAAUGGCAACAAGGGUCCAUUUUUCAGGCUUACAACCCUUCCCUCGACUUCCCCGUACCCGAUCGCCGCGCCAGGCUCGCUAAUGUAAGGUUGGUUUCACCAAGUUUGAUGCCAAAGCUUGGGAAAGCUGGUAGCUUGCAGAGUAGGCAGGCUAUUGUGCAUAGUCUUGUGCAUACUGAAAGUUGGGCUAUUGACUUGUCUUGGGAUAUAAUUGCUCGGUUUGGUAAGCAAGAGGGAAUGCCAAGAGAGUUCUUCACGGAUUUUGUGAAGGUUGCGCAAGACGAGGGCAGACACUUUAAUCUUCUUGCAAAACGGCUUGAAGAAUUGGGUUCUUCUUAUGGGGCUUUACCAGCUCAUGAUGGCUUGUGGGACUCAGCCAUUGCUACUUCAAAGGACCUUUUAGCUCGUUUGGCAAUAGAGCAUUGUGUUCACGAGGCCAGGGGACUUGAUGUGCUGCCAACAACCAUAUCUCGAUUCCGCAAUGGAGGUGACAACGAAACAGCCGAUUUAUUGGAGACAGUAGUUUAUCCAGAAGAGAUAACCCAUUGUGCAGCUGGAGUGAAGUGGUUUAAGUAUCUAUGCUUGAGGUCUAAAACUCCAGCUUUAAGUAGAGACAACUUGUCAUCUGAAGAAAAUGGAGACAAGGAAACUGAAAUUUCUACGGAGGGGAAUGAAGAGGUGAUUCAGAAAUUUCAUGCUAUAGUGAGAACUCACUUCAGAGGACCAUUGAAGCCUCCCUUUAACGAGGAAGCAAGGAAAGCUGCUGGAUUUGGUCCUCAAUGGUAUGAACCUCUAGCUGUCAAAGAGGUCCAGAAUAAUCCUAUUAUUUAAUUCACUGAGCAAUGUUCUGAGGAUAGUGAUUCUGUUUCCAAAAAUUCCUUUGGACUGCAGCAAACACGUAUUUCAAGUCUCAUGUGCCCUGACCCUGAUGUGGGAUUAAAGGUA